UUUAAGGUCUUUUCAUACAUAAAAUAAACGUUUGCUUUCGGAUGGUGCGUAAUGAUGUGUUGCUGAUCUUCGAAAAACACCAGAAACACAUGGCAUUGGCAAAAAAGGGCUGCUCGUCGCUUUCCGUCUUUUCCACCGCUGAUUCCUUAUGAGUAAUUUUAAAAGAAGGCAAUAUAAAUUGUAUCUCCUCCGUAGCUUCGGGAACUGACAACGGUGAGCCAUGACUUUGAGCUCAGAGAUGUCCGAUGCGUCCAUCCUUUCGGAAGAAACUGACAUCGACGUGGUCGGCGAGGGAGAGGAUGGGGACAGCCAGACGCGGUCAUAUGUAGACGAGGUGGCCCAGAUGCAUGACGAUAUCCUCUUGGCUGGGUCCCCGCAGUGCGUGGAUAGCUCUUCGUCCCGGGAUUCUUACAAACCAGCAAGCAAAAACACCUUAGUAAAACCCCCUUAUUCCUACAUAGCCUUAAUUACUAUGGCCAUCCUCCAAAGCCCAAAAAAGAGACUCACGCUGAGUGAGAUCUGCGAUUUUAUCAGCAACCGCUUCCCUUAUUACAGGGAGAAGUUCCCGGCUUGGCAGAACUCCAUCAGACACAACUUGUCUUUGAACGACUGCUUCGUUAAGAUACCAAGGGAGCCCGGGAACCCUGGUAAGGGCAACUACUGGACCUUAGACCCGGAAUCUGCAGAUAUGUUCGACAACGGCAGCUUUCUGAGGAGACGGAAACGCUUCAAACGACAGCAGACACCGGACCUGCUGCGGGAUCACAGCGGGUUUAUUCCCGCUUCGGCAUAUGGCUAUGGACCCUACGGGUGCGGAUAUGGGAUUCAGCUGCAGUCCUACCACACACAUUCAGCGCUUUUCGCGUUUCAGCAGCAACAGUCCAGGCACUCGCAUACGGGAACCAUUAUCCCCGCACCUUCCUUAAUGCCCACAACAACUGACCUGGCUAGAACCCGUUUUUACCCUCAGCUCAGUCCCAACUUGCCCUCAUCGAUACAGACUCCUACCAAGUCGAGCUCCCCGGCGCAGCGUUCCCCGUUUUCGAUAGAGAGUAUCAUUGGGGGAUCCUUGAGUUCUGCGAACUGUUCCUCGCGGACUUCUCCAGUCGUACCAAUGUUACCCUCGUCUCUCACUCCUCAGUCGCCUUCACUACCGCCGAGCAUACACCAAGGAACUGCCAUACACACUGUCGAGAACUUUCCUAACAGGAUUGCCAACGGUACUAGUGGCUGUUAGUUGCGUAAAAAUAAAACACAAACGCUCCUCACUGAAGGUAGGAUUAUUUUUGUAUGUUUUUGUUACAAGCAGCUGAAUGAUGGACAUUAACACUAUUCGUGCCUAUAUUCAUGCUGUGAAAUAUAUAAGAAUAUAUUUAUGUAUACAUUUUAGUGUGAAUCUAAU
Molecule: messenger RNA, 1402 nt
Organism: Megalops cyprinoides (Indo-Pacific tarpon)
Lineage: Eukaryota; Metazoa; Chordata; Actinopteri; Elopiformes; Megalopidae
Gene: foxd1
Product: forkhead box D1
Exons: 1
Coding region: 221-1237 (338 amino acids)
Biological process (GO): regulation of transcription by RNA polymerase II; anatomical structure morphogenesis; cell differentiation
Molecular function (GO): DNA-binding transcription factor activity, RNA polymerase II-specific; RNA polymerase II cis-regulatory region sequence-specific DNA binding
Source: RefSeq, a predicted model, not a curated record